AUGCUGCUUGCUCCCUUCGAAACGUCCCGUCCUGAGCUUCCGUCACCACUUCCGGUCUUCUCAUCCCACCACCACCUCCACUACUCUUUCCACCAGGCAUCGCUCUCCGCCAUCGCCAUGUUCCCUACUCGUGCUCUGAGGAUGCAGGCCUCUCGGCCUUUUGCUUUCCCUACUCCUAAGGAGAACCAGAGCGCUCACACCAUCUCUCAGCGUCUGCGGACCCUGAAGAGAGUUCCCCCGGAACUGAUUCCCCUCGGUAUUGUCCUUGGUGUUGCCGUCGGAGCUGCUAUCUACUCUAGCACCCGCAAGCUCAUGACCGACAAGACUCUGCGUCUCUACCGCAAUAAGCCCGAGGACCGCGAACACUAA
Aspergillus viridinutans is the source of this 369-nucleotide messenger RNA. RefSeq lists its product as uncharacterized. The transcript has 5 exons. Bases 1 to 369 code for a protein of 122 amino acids. The record is from RefSeq and is a predicted model, not a curated record. Lineage: Eukaryota; Fungi; Ascomycota; Eurotiomycetes; Eurotiales; Aspergillaceae.